UCUUCAUGGUCCUGGAUGAGGCCCACCACUCUUCAGUGGCCUGGGUCAAGCACCGGACUCUGACCCUGGGCGCUGCUGAGCAGCCGGUGCUGAGCGUGCCUGUGGAUGCGGCGGGCAGCCCUGAGCCCUGCCUCCCGUUCCGGCCACCCCCCGACGGUGAGCUGGAGGACGUCCUCAGCCACGGCUUCAGUGAGACACAGCCUUGCGAGGCGGGCUGGGUCUAUCGCAGGAGGCCCCUAUCCCUAAAGAAUGAGCUGAACCUGGCCUGUGGUCGGAAGCAUCCGAAGGACACCUCCCAGUCGGUGGACCUGGCUAGGCUCCUCACUGGGGCGCUCAUCGUCGGGCCCCUCUGUGACUGGAUUGGCCACGAGGCCACUGUCCUGGUGCAACUGCUACUCUUCGCCAUCCUUGGCAUGGCCGCAGCCUUUGUGCCCGGCUUUGAGCUCUACACGGCCCUGCGCUUUGCUGUGGCCACAGCCGUCGUUGGAUAUAACUUCAGCAGCGUCACCCUACUUGCAGGGUGGGUGGGGCCCUGGUAGAGAACUCAGGCUGUGGUCCUGGCCCAGUACACCUUCUCCGUGGAGCAGAUGGCCCUCGCAGGACUCGCCCAUGGCGUCCAGAGCUGGAGGCUUUUCCAGAUGGCUGGCGCUGCACGUCUUCCGCUCUUCCUUUACUUCUGGGCUCUGCCGGAAUCUGCACGGUGGCUCCUGACCCGGGGGAGGGUAGAGGAGGCUAAACAACCGAUCCAGAGGGUGGCCUCGGUCAACAAGCGAAAACUUCUCCGAGCUCCUGAGCCAGGUACUUGCAGUAGCUGGGCCAGCCCUGCCCUGGUCUGACCACACAGCCCGGCCUGCCUGGCCCCUCACUCUGCACCUCCCUCCCGGAUGGUCCCAGAGAAGACCGGCCCCACGGGGGAUGCCCUGGAUCUGUUCCAACACCCCCAGCUCCCCAGGCACUGGAUGGCUCUGGUGGGGAAGUUUGCUACGGCGGCUGGAUUUACCAUCUCCUACGUGUAGUCUGCUGAGCUCUUCCCCACUGUCAUCAGGUAAGGACUGCAGACGGGCAUGGGGCUGGUGGGCAUUUUCUCGAGGAUCGGGGACAUCCUCACGCCACUCGUGACCCUGCUGGGUGAGUACCACACGGCCCUCCCUAUGCUCAUCUACGGCAGCCUCCCCGUCGGGGCUGGCUUACUCUGUGCCCUGCUGCCAGAGCCACGUGGCUGGAGCACGAAGGACGCCAUGGACGACCUGGAGCAGGAGUCCUGCCCACAGCGAGGUGCUUGGUCUCCUUCUGCUUCCUCCAGCCCUCUGAAUGCAAUGACCUCGGAAAAGGAUUCCGAGGCCUCAGGAAGUACUUCUAGCCCAGGGGUGGCCUUUAGAGCAGCACGUACCUCUGAGUGUGUCUCCGAAGCCAGAGCAGCAGCAGCAGAGAGCUGCCUGAACACUCCCCUGGGAACAGCUGGACCUGUGAGCAUGACCAUCUUGCUGACGGAGGCAGCACCCCAUGAGCUGGCCCCAGAGCCAGCCAGCCACUGCCCAGCCCAAUCCCAGAAGCAUCUGAGACAGGCCUCCCUCCUUUCAAAACCUUUCUCAUCCCCAGAGCCCCACACCCAAUACCCUGUUCUGGGUUAGAGUCUUGGGCGUGUCUUGGGCUUAACUUGUUCUCUGACAGUCUUGUG
Messenger RNA from Orcinus orca (killer whale), 1678 nucleotides. It is a transcript of the gene SLC22A13, whose product is annotated as solute carrier family 22 member 13. The record is from RefSeq and is a predicted model, not a curated record. Gene Ontology annotation, cellular component: membrane. Lineage: Eukaryota; Metazoa; Chordata; Mammalia; Artiodactyla; Delphinidae. Gene Ontology annotation, biological process: transmembrane transport. Gene Ontology annotation, molecular function: transmembrane transporter activity.